Molecule: messenger RNA, 306 nt
Organism: Caenorhabditis briggsae
Lineage: Eukaryota; Metazoa; Nematoda; Chromadorea; Rhabditida; Rhabditidae
Exons: 2
Coding region: 1-306 (101 amino acids)
Source: RefSeq, a predicted model, not a curated record
AUGACGGAUUUUUCCUCUAGUAAACCGAAGGGACCUGACGGAGAGAAGGGAACCUCAAAAUCUCAGAAUCUCAGAUUAUCAGAAUCUCAAAAUCUCAAAAUCUCAAAAUCUCAGAAUCUCAGAAUCUCAGAAUCUCAGAAUCUCAGAAUCUCAGAAUCUCAGAAUAUCAGAUUAUCAGAAUCUCAAAAUCUCAAAAUCUCAGAAUCUCAGAAUCUCAGAAUCUCAGAAUCUCAGAAUCUCAGAAUCUCAGAUUAUCAGAAUCUCAAAAUCUCAAACUCUCAGAAUCUCGGAAAAAUGAAAAUCUGA